AGACAGGAUCCCCUGGCUAGACCAGACCACCUGACACUUCCCAGGGGCACAGCUCCUCAAACAGUACAAGUGAUCUGUCCUCCGACUCGCCCUCCUCAGGGAGGAAGGCUCAAGCUUCUCCUUCCCCCUCCUUCCACGAGAAGGUCUGGGUUCUCAUGCCCCAUUCAGGUCCACAGACUCCCCCAGGUAUCUAUCACCCUCGUGAGGACGCACCUUGUGGCCAGCCUGGCAGUCUGGAGCUCCCCCAAGUCCCGCUUAGAUGAGACCAUGACUUCUACCACACCCUCUUGGUCUGGACCUCUGUUUCCCCACACACCCCAGAAGGACCUCAGAAGAUGGCCCUCAAGUCCAGGAAAGCACAUCUGAAACGGACUGCCCACAGCCAAUACCCAGCAGACCGCACCCUGGCCCAGCCUCCAGCCUACAUAUGACCCAUAAAUUCUCCCAGCUGAACAAACACAUUUUAUGGGGCCUGGGGACACUUCCUAGCCUCACUGUUCCCACCUUCCCGUGUCCUACUCUGGCCAGGCCAGCUCCCCAACACCGCACCUCUCUGGGACCCCCAAGCCCCAUCCUUAAGUUUCCCUCCACCUCCUACCCCUCUCCCCCAACUCCCGCCACAAGGAGGGUGGAAAGUUUCUUCUCUUAUCAGCCGUUUUACUGCCCCCUCCUCCCUGGUUACACAGUAAUUGGGAACAGAACUCUGGCAAGAACGGGUUGAUCCUAUCAGUUUGCAGUCGACAGUUUACUAGACAGAGGGAAAGGGUCCCCUCAGUGAGGACCCAGGAGGCAGGUAAGAGGUGUGCAAACAAGAGGGGGACAGAAAGGACCCCCAAAGGAAGGGAAAGGAGCCAGGAAGGAGCCUACCGAGAGGCUUGUGCAGUGAAGUCGGGGAGAGAGCAGAAGAAAGUGCUGGCUGGACCAGAGACACCAGGAGAGGUUCAGACACCAGCGUUCAGCCCAGCCCCGGCACAGAGAGCCAGCCUGGCGGUGACCCCGCGACCCUCUUCGGAAGCCUCCACCUGCAGGUGCUCUGGGAGGAAGGCCUGUUCUGGAAUCUGGGAGCAGCAGAAGCCAGAGGAAUCUAGGAGGAUUUCUGGGGGCACCCCUCAAGCUGCAGUGUGGCCCAGGGCUGGGUUGGCCACCUGGGGCUCGCCGGUGGCACUCCAGCCUUCCAGAGGUCUGGCCGGAGCCAGCAGGAAAGAGCCACACGACAGAGAAAGGGUAAAAGUGGACACUUUGCCUCCAGAUCUCCUCUGGGGGCAGCCUCCCUUUUCCUUCCAGCUCUUUUGCCCUGUUCCCCACUGGCCAUGACUUCAGGGUCCCUGGCCUAGGCUGGGGACUGUGAAAGUGACCACCUCGGAGAAGACCCGUCACAGUAGGACUGAAUUCAGUUUAGCAAUGGCGAUUCCUUUGAUGCUGAGUCAACGAGGGCUCUAAGCCCAUGGGCACGGGCACAGCCCCUUCCAGCUUUCCCAACGGGACCAGCAUCCUUGAUCCCAAGAUGUUUUGAGGUGACUCACAGAAGUACCCAUGGAGACAUAACCGUGCUGGAUAAUCCAACGUGAGAAUCUCUGUUCACCUCUGCUCACCCUCUUGUCCAGGAGUUUCAGGAAAGCAAGGACCCCUCCCUCCACGGGCAUUGGCCCCUCUUCCCCCUCGCAGCUGCCCACGGAGGGUGCCAAGGCAGGCUCUGAUCUCCACGGGAGAUGGAGAGGAAGAGUUUGGGGUGCUAUGAGGCCCCAAAGAAGCGGGGCCUGUCCUUCUCCAUUGAGGACAUCUUAAAGAGGCCAGCUGAGAGGAGUGAUGUGGUCAAGCCAGAAGGGGCAAGUGGACAGGGCACCAGGCAGGCAACAGCUGCAGAUUUCGGGCCAGAAAGACCCCCACAGGACCAGCCCAAAGAGGGGAAGAAGGGUAAGCGGAGGCUCCGAACCACCUUCACCACAGAGCAGCUGCAGGAGCUGGAGAAGAUCUUCCACUUCACUCACUAUCCUGACGUCCACGUCCGCAACCAGCUGGCGGCCAGGAUUAACCUCCCGGAAGCACGUGUGCAGAUCUGGUUCCAGAAUCAGCGAGCCAAGUGGCGGAAGCAGGAGAAGACCAACAGCCUUGGGGCUUCGCAACUGCAGAGUGAGGCCGGCUUGGCCCCGUCCACAAACCCGGAUGUGGCCAAACUGGACUCUGAGAAGCAAAGUGACUUUUCCGAGACAAACAGUUGCUGUAAAUGCUGGAAUGAGGACCAGAUUUCCUGGCCCCCCUGGGCAAGCACUUCUUCCCAGGGCCCCAUACUGCCACCCCCUGCACAGCCCAGGCUGCUUCCUCUCACCAGGUGCUGUCCACGAGCUCAAGGUCAACUGACCUCUGCCUGGCUCCCCACCCAGAUUGCCCUCCUCCCAUGCCACCCAUGGGAGACACAGCCUCUGCCGGGCCCUCUCAUCAUCCAGCAGACCUGCAUCCCUACAUUCUGCUUGUUCCCACCUCCGCACCCCAGAGGAGGCAGCAUCUGUACCACCUCCAUAACACAGACUGGACAUCCUCUCCUGAGUGGAGCCUCUCUCCUCUCCAGAUGAAAACAGGUGGCGGGAAAGUGACCAGGUCUCUGGGGGAGUCAAUCUCAUGAUUCAGAGAUGACCCACAGUUCAAAAAGCCACCCUGAGCAUGUCCUUCGGCAGGUUGCUUCAGAUUCAGCAGCAAGGUGACCAGUAAAGGAAGCUCUCCUCUCUCCUGGCCAAUGUGGCCCUCCUGCUUCAGACAACAGAUGCUAUGUGAGGUCUCAGGAUGAGCCCUGGAAGGAAGAGGUUGCCCUCUUGCACCUGUGCUUCCUUUACGUGGUUGUGUGACCUCCAGUCAGUCGCUCGCCCCUCUGGACUUCAUCUGUAACACAGGCAGUUGCACAAGAUGACUCCUGAGCACCCUUCUGGCCCUUACCUUGGUGAGAUGAACCAUGGUGAGAACAGAAGCACAGAGAAGGCCAAGGAGAGGUUGUUUGUUCACUCACUCAUAAGACACUUAUUAAGUACCUACUGAGUGCUUCAUAAGUGGAACUGGAUAUUGGCAUGAACAACUGAGGCUCUACCCACAAAAGCUCGGUCCAGGAUGACCAAAAGGGUAAUGCUGACCUUCCCCUGCAGGCAGAACAUUCACUCAAUGACCUUGCAAGAGGCCCACGGCUAACACAUUCUGUUUGGCAUUGAUAUGAAUGUUCUAAAGAGGAAGAGACAUACAGAAACAUUUCUUUAAAACUUUAAACAGAAUUUAGUGUCUUUGGUUAUUCUGCCGGGCUGUGGAGGGAUGUUGUCAUUUCUAGUUUGGAUGAAGGGAAAGAUAGUAAGCUCUUGUCACAGUUCAUCUUCCCAGGACCUUGCAAGGGGUCCAGUUAGAAAGCCAGCCUCACUCUAUGCUGAAAAGCCUAAGAAAGAGGGAGAGAAGGAGAAAGAGAAAUUGAUUUUUUUUAAUAUAAGGAAUUAGCUUUCACAGUUACGGAAGCUGAAAAGUCCCAUGAGCAGCAGUUGGCCAAUUGAAAAUGGAGACCCAGGAGAGCAGAGGGUAUCAGCUUCAGUGUGAGACUGAAGGCAGAAGCUCCAUGUCCCAGCUCAAAGACAAUCAGGCAGAGAGAGCAAAUUCUUCCUUCCCGCACAGUUUUGUUCUAUUCAGCCCUCAAUGGAUUGGAGGGGGAAGGCCAUCUGCUUUACUCAGUCUACUGAUCACAGUGUUCAUCUCAUCCAGAAACACCUUCACAGACAUACCCAGAAUAAUGUGAAGCUGAAUAUCUAGUUACCCUGUGGGCCAAUCAUGUUGACACACAAAAUUAACCAUCCCAGGCUCCAUCCCCUUUCCUAGGCACAUAUCCUCCCUCCAAGCAUAAGGGGUUCAGGUGACCAGAAUGCCUCAGCUUCAGUACAGAUGUGAACGUUGGUUUUAGGGGGCCACCUCUUCCACUCUAGGUGUUCCUUUUCCCCCAAGAACUAUUUUCUUAUCUUUACCUUAUAUCUGUGGGGCAAAUGAAUCACUUUAGCACUCUUACCAGCUGUGAAAAUUUGGGCAAGAGACACAUUACCAGGACUUCCCUGGUGGUCUAGUGGCUAAGACUCCAAGCUCCCAAUUCAUGGGGACUGGGUUCAAUC
This is a messenger RNA of Bubalus bubalis (water buffalo), 4124 nucleotides long. It is a transcript of the gene ISX, whose product is annotated as intestine specific homeobox. Gene Ontology annotation, biological process: regulation of transcription by RNA polymerase II. Gene Ontology annotation, molecular function: DNA-binding transcription factor activity, RNA polymerase II-specific; RNA polymerase II transcription regulatory region sequence-specific DNA binding. Lineage: Eukaryota; Metazoa; Chordata; Mammalia; Artiodactyla; Bovidae. The record is from RefSeq and is a predicted model, not a curated record.